Ectocarpus sp. CCAP 1310/34 is the source of this 645-nucleotide messenger RNA. The record is from the annotation of a GenBank genome assembly. Lineage: Eukaryota; Phaeophyceae; Ectocarpales; Ectocarpaceae.
AUGACGUGUCUCGUGGCGGAUCUCGACAAGGCGGCGGAGGAGGUGAACGCCGUGGCGACCGAGGCGGGUAUGUUGGAGGCCCUGACCAAGGCCGUCGGGUCGAAGUGCAACUGCUUGACGCUCUUUACCCCGGGCAACCCGCUAAAGCCGCAGGAGGAGGAGCCCGAGGGCCUUACCUAUGCGGAGAGUUUGGCGGCCCCGUUCCUGAAGAUCCCGGUAAAGAAAACCAACGCCGUGGGCCAGGACUCGCGCCUUCACGUCGAGAUCCGGAGGCUGCCGGCCCCGCACGACAAGGCUCCCUACCUGUGCAUCCUCAUCGCCCCGGCGAGCCGCUACGUGUUCCACUCGUUCCCCAUCGAGGAGACGCAGGCGGACAAGGCGUUCAUGCACGUGCUCGAGGGCAUCGUGAUGGGAGUGGUCACCGAGGGCAUGGGCAUGAUCGAAGAGGCGGUGCGUAUCCGGCCGGCUCAGCUGACCACGACCGACCCGCUCCUGGCGAAGUUCUUGUCGCCGCUGCUGGAGGGCACCCGCGUCUCGGUGGCGGCCUCGUCGGACAAGGUCGUCAACGCCGACUCUGACGCCAAGACCAAGGAGUCGCCCCUCAUCGCCAUCAUGGACGGCGUCUACGCCGACUUCUUUGUGUGA